Molecule: messenger RNA, 417 nt
Organism: Dictyostelium discoideum AX4
Lineage: Eukaryota; Evosea; Eumycetozoa; Dictyosteliales; Dictyosteliaceae
Gene: cofD-1
Exons: 1
Coding region: 1-417 (138 amino acids)
Biological process (GO): actin filament depolymerization
Cellular component (GO): actin cytoskeleton; cytoskeleton
Molecular function (GO): actin binding
Source: RefSeq, a predicted model, not a curated record
AUGACAACACCAAAACCAACAAUUGCCAAGAUCUCACCAGAAUGUCAAACACAUUUUCAAGAUAUUAAAUUUAGAAAUAAAUAUCAAGGUAUUUUAUUAAAAGUAAAUGAAGAGAGUAAUAUGGUAGUUGAUAAAACAUUAGUUGCAGAAGGAGAAUUCUCAGAAUUGGCUCAAUCAUUACCAACUGAUCAAUGUAGAAUUAUUAUUUAUAGAUAUAAAUCUGGUGAAGGUUCAAAAUUAUUUUUUAUUUAUUGGGGCCCAGAUUCAGCACCACAACAAGAUAAACUCAUUUAUGGUAAUGCUAAAGUAACUCUUGCCAUUACCUUGAAAGGUAUUGAUCAUAAAAUUUCUGCUUCAAAUUUAAAAGAAAUCUCUGAACAAGUUUUUAUUGAUAGAAUUACUCCAAAAACUGCUUAA